AUGAAAUAUCAGUCAAAUGGCAUACCAAAUGCAUCAAGACUUCCUAAUAGCAUAAAAUUUAUAUUUGGUGGGGCUGCUGGGAUGGGUGCUACAUUGAUUGUUCAACCUUUAGAUCUGCUAAAAAAUCGCAUGCAAUUAAGUGAACUAACGUCAAAAAAGUACCGUUCAAGUUUCCACGUUCUUAGGAGUAUAGUUGCAAAGGAAGGGUUUUUUGCCAUUUACGAUGGUUUAUCUGCAGGUCUUCUGCGUCAGGCUACAUAUACGACAACCCGUCUUGGUAUAUAUACUUGGUUGUUUGAAAAGUUUUCAAAUGAUGGGAAAAAGUCAAAUUUUGGUACAAAAGCUGCAAUUGGUCUAGCAGCUGGUGCAGCUGGGUCCUUUGUUGGUACUCCCGCAGAUGUGGCACUUGUUCGAAUGUGUGCAGAUGGGCGACUUCCUCCACAGCAGCAGCAUAAGUAUAAAAACGUUUUUGAUGCAUUGGUACGUGUAGUUCGAGAAGAAGGAUUUUUCAAACUCUGGAGAGGUUGUGGAUUAACUGUUCUUCGUGCAAUGGUAGUGAAUUCAACGCAACUAGCAACCUACUCAGAAGCUAAAGAAGCUUUAUUAACGACACAAAUUUUUGGAGAAAAUGUCAUGUUACAUUUUGUAGCCUCGAUGAUAAGUGGUCUUGCAACGACGGUGACUUCAAUGCCAGUAGAUAUUGUGAAAACUAGAGUACAAAAUAUGCGCAUAGUUGGUGAGAUGUCAAAACAUUAUGGGACAUUGGAUGUUUUGUUCAAAGUAAUACGUAAUGAAGGAUUUUUUUCGUUGUGGAAAGGUUUCACACCUUAUUACUUUCGGUUGGGUCCACACACGGUAUUAACAUUUAUUAUACUGGAGCAGCUUAAUGCUUUUUAUUUUAAUCACAUAUCAGAAGUAAAACAGACUCGAAGCAUACUUUGA
Thelazia callipaeda (thelaziosis nematode) is the source of this 942-nucleotide messenger RNA. The record is from the annotation of a GenBank genome assembly. NCBI's taxonomy places the organism in Eukaryota, Metazoa, Nematoda, Chromadorea, Rhabditida, Thelaziidae.